This is a messenger RNA of Felis catus (domestic cat), 8960 nucleotides long. RefSeq names its product transmembrane protein 68 (gene TMEM68). The record is from RefSeq and is a predicted model, not a curated record. The coding region runs from base 411 to 1361 and encodes 316 amino acids. Gene Ontology annotation, molecular function: acyltransferase activity. NCBI's taxonomy places the organism in Eukaryota, Metazoa, Chordata, Mammalia, Carnivora, Felidae. The transcript is spliced from 8 exons. Gene Ontology annotation, cellular component: membrane.
CGGGCUGCCGCCGGUGUUUGUCUUUUUCUUCACAGGUUGCUCGUGGGGGAGAACGCUGGCCGCUGAAAUUUCUCCGCUUCCCUGGGUCGCUGAGCCACCGAAGGGCUCCCGCCGCUGCUCGAGGGUGAGGGCGAGCCGCCUCCGCCCCUCCCGCCAGAGGCGCGUCGGUCCUCCUCUUGUCCUCCGUUUCCGGCGCGCGGCUCCGCAUCAGUGUCGCGGGGCUCUGAGCCGCCAGGACCGCGAGUCUCGUCUCGGUGAGGCAGUCCCGGAGUCCCCGGCGGUUCCCGCAGUACUCGAACAUACACACUGAAGAUUGGGACAAGAUAUUUGCCUAAUUUCUGUGGCAAAACUAAAGACCUACCAUGACAAUGAAGAAAGAGACUGAAUUUGUCAUUUUCACCUAAAGAAAGAUGAUAGACAGAAAUCAAACCUGCGGUAUAGGACAGGAUUCUGUGCCCUAUAUGACUUGUCUGAUUCACAUCCUCGAAGGAUGGUUUGGUGUGGAGCAGUUGGAGGACUAUUUGAAUUUUGCAAACUAUCUCUUGUGGGUUUUUACACCACUAAUACUUUUAAUACUUCCUUACUUUACUAUCUUUCUUCUCUAUCUUACUAUUAUUUUCUUACACAUUUAUAAGAGGAAGAAUGUAUUAAAAGAAGCCUACUCUCAUAAUUUAUGGGACGGUGCAAGGAAGACGGUGGCGACUCUCUGGGACGGACACGCAGCAGUUUGGCACGGUUAUGAAGUUCACGGGAUGGAAAAAAUACCAGAAGAAGGACCAGCACUUAUAAUUUUUUAUCAUGGAGCUAUUCCCAUAGAUUUUUACUACUUCAUGGCUAAAAUUUUUAUCCAUAAAGGCAGGACUUGCCGAGUAGUAGCCGAUCACUUUGUCUUUAAAAUCCCAGGGUUUAGUUUAUUACUUGAUGUAUUUUGUGCUCUACAUGGACCAAGAGAAAAAUGUGUUGAAAUUCUGAGGAGUGGUCACUUGUUAGCUAUUUCACCAGGUGGAGUUCGAGAAGCCCUAAUUAGUGAUGAAACCUACAACAUCAUUUGGGGUAAUCGUAAAGGCUUCGCUCAGGUUGCAAUUGAUGCAAAAGUGCCCAUUAUUCCUAUGUUUACACAAAAUAUUCGAGAAGGAUUUAGAUCACUUGGAGGAACAAGGUUAUUUAGAUGGCUUUAUGAAAAAUUCCGCUAUCCAUUUGCUCCGAUGUAUGGAGGUUUUCCUGUGAAAUUACGCACCUAUUUAGGUGAGCCUAUUCCUUAUGAUCCAAAGAUAACAGCAGAAGAAUUAGCUGAAAAGGUUAGAGACAGAAGACUGAGGACAGACGGGAGGACAGGGAAGAACACACGAGGGGCAUGCUGAGGACGUCAGCCAAAGCUGUGGAGACGUGGAGAAAAGUCAAUUUGUGUGAGAGAAGCCAGCCGGCGAGGAUGUUUACACAGUAGGAAUGGCCGGUAUUAUUCAUUCCUGCAAAGAGAUCAGGGAAGAUGAGGAUGAGGAGAGCCCACUCAGCUUGCGCUUACAUCUUCAGAAAGUAUAAAACUACGCGAGAGCCAUAAAUUGAGUGGCUUCUGUUGAAUCACCUGGAAAAUGGUGUGAGUGUGUUUCGAUUAUGACUUUUAUACCAGCCGUAGGUAUGUGUAGUGUGAUUUCUUUCAAGUUUCUAAAUUGUGGUCAAAACCACAACGUUUAUUAGCCGUUUUUAAGUGUAUGCUGUAGUAGUGCCAAAUAUAUUCACGUGUGCGGCCAAUCUCCGGUCUCUAUACCCCCUGAAAACCUGCUGCCCAUUCUUUCUUUUUUCUUUUUCAUACAUACCCGUCAGCUUUUUCUUCUGGUUCCUUCACGGGCCACGCGAGAUUCUUGUUUUUCCCCCAGGUUUGUCGGGAUACAAGCGACCAAUAACAUUGUAAAAGUUUAAUGUGCAGCGUGAAGAUGCGAUACAUGUGUAUAUUGUGAAAUGAUGGCCACGGUAAGGUUAGGUGCUUCCAUCACCUAAUUGCCAUUUUGUGUGCCCGUGGUGACAGUAUUUAAGGCCUUUUCAUUAGCAACUUUCUGAUAUAUAAUACGGUAUUCAUAACUGUAGUCACUGUGCUGUACCUUAGAUCCUCAGAACUUGCUCAUCGUGUAACCAGAAGUUUGUACCCUUGACCAACAUCUCCCUCUUCCUCCACACCCUGGUAAUGCCCCUAUUCUGCUCUGCGUUUCCAUGAAUUCACCUCUUUUAGAUUCCACAUAUGCGUGGAAAUCAUACACCACUCAUCGCUUCUUCCUCCCCGCAGCCCCUGGUGACCACCAUUCUGCCUUCUAUGACUAUGAGUUUGACCGCGGUAGAAAAGGGGAAUCAUACAACGUUUGUCUUCUUGUGAUUGGCUUGUUUCACUUAGCUUAAUGUCUUCAAGGUUCAUCCAUACUACAGCACGUGACAGAAUUUCCUUCUGGUUUUUAAAGCUGAAUAACACUCCGUUGUGUGUACCACAUGUCGUAUAUUCCAUUCGUUCACCGAUGCACGUUAGGGUUGCUUCCAUUUCCUCUGCUAUUGUGAAUAGUGCCGUGGUGGAUGUGGGUGUACAAAUAUGUCUUCAAGACCCUGCUUUGAAUUCUCUUGGAUAUAUACUGAGAAGUCAGAUUGCUGGAUCAUAGGUGGAAAGAAAAAACUCCAGCUUCUCCCUCCCGGAGGGAAAAACCUAGUUCUUCCAUACUGCGUCUUUCUUUCACUUGCACAUCUCCUUUACUUUUACACAGAACAUGACUUGCGACCCUUCUGGUCACCAAAUGUGUGGAGGGAGGCUUUGCCCCCACCAAGCAAUUUUCUGACACCAGUUAGACAUCCUGUUGCUUGACUCAUUUCGGACACUGUCUACCUGGAAAUAGUAUAGAUCCCACCGGUUAAGGAAUCAGUCCCACAAGACUGCUCCCACCCCACUCCAGAUGCGAAUCACGAGUAGUGGGUCCCCAGGUAACCUGCAACUUCUGUUCAAUUUGGCUACAAAUUGGAGGUUCCCAGGACCCCUCCCAGGUUCAAUUAUUUUGAUGUAUUGGCUCACAGAACCCAGGAAUACACUUACUUACUUUACCGGUUUAUUAAAGGAUGUGAUAAAGGGUACAGACGACCAGCCAGAUAAAGAGAUACGUAGGGCAAGGAAUGGGAGGGCCUCAACUGCAGGGCCCCUGUGGAGUUAGGGCGUGCCACCCUUCCUGGUGUGGAUGUGUUCACCCGCCUGGAAUGGAAGCUCCCUGAACUCUGUACUGUUGGGAUUCUAUGGAGGCUUCCUCACAUAGGCGCGAUCGAUUGUUAACUCCGUUUCCAGCUCCUCUCCCCUCUCUGGGGCAUGAUGGAGUAGAGCUGAAAAUUCCAAGUUUCUAAUAAUAGUUUGGUCUUUCUGGUGACCUGCCCUUAUUCAGAAGACAUCCAGGAAUCCAGGAGAACAAAAGACACUUUUAUCACCCAGGAAAUUAUAAGGAUUUCAGGAGCACUGUGUCCUGACUGGAGUCAGAGACCAAAUAUUAGAACGAAAGAUGUUCAGUGCCCUUAUCGCUUUAGGACAUAGUAAGAGUUUUAGGAGCUCUGUGCCAGGAACCAGGGGUAGAGACCAAUAUAUAUUUUCUAUUAUCUCGCAGUGCGAUCAUUUUUUUUAAUUUUGGGGGGACCCUCAUCCAUACAGUUUUCUGUAGUUGGCCAUGCCAUUUUACAUCCCUACCAAUAGGGCACAAGGGUUCCAGGUUCUCUGCAUCCUCACCAACACUUGUUACUUUCUGUUUUUUGUUUUGUUUGUGAUAGCAGCCAACCUAAUGGGUGUGAGGUAAUAUGUCAUUAUAGUUUUGAUACGCGUUUCCCUGACUAGUGGUGUUGAGCACCUUUUCAUAUGCCUUGAAGAAAUGUGUGUUCAAGGUGUCGGCUCAUUUUUAAAGUCAUGUUAUUUGGAUUUUUUUUGUUGUAGAAUUGUAGAAGUUCUUUAUUCUGGAUGUCCUCUUUAUAUAUGAUGUGCAAAUGUUUUCCCUCAUCCUGUAGGUUCCUUUUCACCCGGUUGGUCGUUCCUUUUUAUGUACAGAAGUUUUUGAGUUUGAUGGAGCCCUGUUUGUCUAUUUGUGCUUUUGUUGCCUGUGCUUUUGGUGUCAUAUUCAAGAAAUGGUUGCCAAAUCCAGUGUUACGAAGCUUUCCGUCCUAUAUUUUCUCCUAGAAGGUUUAUAGUUUUAAGUCUUAUGUUUAGGUCUUUAAUCCAUUUCGAGGUCAUUUUUGCUUAUGAUGUAAGAUAAGGUUCAACUUUCUUCCUUCUACUGUGGGUGUCUAGAUUCCCCACCACUGUUUGUUGAAGAGACUGCCUUCCCCCCGAUGUAUGGUCUUCGCACCCUUGUCGAGGAUCAUUUGCCUUACGUGCAAAUGUUUAUUUUUGUGUUGUCUGUUUUAUUCCAUUGGUCUAUAUGUUUGUCUUUAUACCAGUACCACACUGUUUUCAUUACUGUAGCUUUGUAGUAUGUUCUGAAAUGGGGAAGUAUGAAGCCUACAACUUUGUUCUUCUAUUGGCUACUUAGGGUCCUUUGAAAUUGCAAAUGAAUGCUGCUGGGAUUUUGAUAGGGAUUGCCUUGAAUCUGUAGAUCACCUUGGAUAAUAUGGACAUCUUAACAAUAUUAAAUCUUUUAAUCCAUGAACACAGGAGGUCUUUCUAUGUAUUUGUCUCUUUAAUUUCUUUCAGCAGUGUUUUAUAAUUUUCAAUGUGUAAGACUUUCUCUUCCUCAGUUAAGUUUAUUUCUAAGUAUUUUACUCUUUUUGAUGCGUUUAUAAACAGGAUUGGUUUUUUUUUUUUCAGAUUGUUCAUUGGUAGUGUAUACAAUUUUUGUGUUGUGUGUGGAUUUUAUAUCCUGCAAUUUUGCUGAAUUUGUUUAUUAGUUGUGUUUGUGAAAUCUUUAGGGUUUCCUAUAUAUAAAAUCAUGUCAUCUGUGAACAGAGGUAAUUUUACUUUUCCUUCUAUGCAUAAGUCUGAUUUAAUCCUAUAGAGCAGGACUUAUUACUGCCCUUUACACAUAAGAAAACUGGAUAAUUUAGUUAGUUUUGCUAGGGUGUGCUGUGCUAACAACCAGCCAGUCUCAGAGGCUAAGACAGGAAAGCUUACUUCUUGUUUAUGUUAUAUUUCCCCUGAGGUCCCUGUCCUCCUUCUCCUGGAGUCAGGAUUCAGGUGGGAUGUUGCCGUGGUAAAAAGAAAAUGUCAGGCACCGAGGUGGCUCAGGCGGUUAAGCAUCUGACUCUUGAUUUCAGCUCAAAUCAAGGUCUGAUGGUUUUGUGAGAUCGAGGCCAGCCUCAUGGCUCCAUGCUGACAGAGUGGACCUUGCUCGGGAUUCUCUCGCGCUCUCUCUGUCUCUCUCUCUCUCCCCCCCCCUCCCCCUCCCCCCUCUCUCUCAAUAAACAAACUUUAAAAAUGUCAGGAGUGAAACUUUUUAAAGCUUCUGUUUGCAGGUGGCUCACUUACUCCCACUGACAUUUUAUUUUAUUUCUAUUUUUAUUUAUUUAUUUUUAAAUGUUUAUUUAGUUUUGAGAGCGAGAGAGCGAGCAGGGGAAGGGCCGAGAGAGAGGCAGACAGAGGAUCUGAAGCAAGUUCUGCGAUGACAGCAGAGAGCCUGAUGCGGGGCCCAUACUCACAAACCGCAAGAUCAUGACCUGAGCCAAAAUCAAGAGUCAGACACUUAACCGACCGAGCCACCCAGCUGCCCACUGACGUUUUAUUGGCCAGUGCUGUCACAUGGCCACCGUGGACUUCACGGGGACAGGAUCUGUAUUCCUCCCAUAGGAUGAUCCAAAAGAGAGAGGCCUGGUAGGCAGAGAGAGUGAGUAACUAUAAUCUGCUCUACCAUAUUGGGACUCAGCCAGACCAGACACUUAGAAAAGAAUGUACAGUUGAAACAACGAUAAUGUUACAUUAGAUGAGACCGUUCAAAUCAAGCAGCUGACAUGUAGGAAGUUUCACAAAGGUUAAUAGUAAAGAAACAUUAUGCGCCCUUGUCUUUGCUUACGUGUCUCUGAACUUCAUUCUUAGAAAACUUACCUCUGGGGCGCCUGGGUGGCUCCGUCGGUUAAGUGUCCGACUUCAGCUCAGGUCAUGAUCUCACAGUCGUGGGUUCGAGCCCUGCCUCGGGCUCUGGGCUGACAGCUCGGAGCCUGGAGCCUGCUUCGGAUGCUGCGUCUCCUUCUCUCUCUGCCCCUCCCCUUUCUCUCAAAAAUAAAUAAACGUUAAAAAAAAAAACAACAAUCAAAACACAGAAAACUUACCUUCAGUUAUGCUGCUGGCUCAUUAAAUAUACUCAGCACUUACUACCCUCCUUCAUCCUGAAGACAAAGCUCCGUGACACUGGCUUUUAGAGUCAGCACAUGCUGUCCGUGCGACAUGACUCUUGUCUCAUCCCGCGGCGAUGCCUUACCGAUGAGGCUCCGGGAGCCUGACGCCAGGGUGAGGCCUUACCCACUGACGUUGCUUCUGCCCAUGUGCACUUUAUCAUUAACACAUUUCUGUGCUGCCCCCGACCUAUGUGUUCUCCUGUAGGAUAUGUGAAUUCUGUGUUGUUCUUUUACAACUUUUUCCAGAUUUAAGUGGCUCAGAGCCAGUUAGGAACCCCUUUUACAAAUACCAUGUAUUUUUAUGCACAAAAUAGAAGGUAACAGAAAAAGAGCAGGAAAAGCCUGGCAUGGAAGAUUAGGGACCUGGGUUAUGAUCGUCACCCGUGUUACUCACCACCAAUCCUACCACUAGGCAGCAGCAUCACUUUAGAGAAAUACGUUCUUCCCCAGACCCCGAUUUCCUUAUUUGUAGAGCAGAGAAAUUGAACUAAAUGCUCUUCGGCAUUUCUUUCAGGUCUCAAAUCAAGUGAACCCUGUUCCCUUAUUUUCCUCAGUUAAGGAAAGUAUAUUCUGAUAGUUAAACUCCAGGGCCUUGAUUUUUCAUAUGAGAGCAGGACUCACAUUCGUGUCACUGGUAGGGUUAGGUAUAUUAUAUAGUAAAACAGAUAAAUAUAAUAAAAACUUACCAGUUUAAGUAAGGAAGAAAAGGCCUUUCUGAAUCAUCGAAAUACCUCAGUUAUCAUCUCCAGUUGCUUUAUGCGCUUUGUUUUCAGUGCCUAAAGUAACAAGUAGUCUACCAAGGCAUCGUAGAAUUUCUUGGGGGAAUUUACUUAAGUACAUAGUUGCUGUAUUCAUAUUUUGGAUUGUAAGUUGUCAUUAUUGAACUAAAGUAUACUGCAAAUAAAGAACACUUAAAAUUUUCCUUUUGUAAUACAUUGUCAUGAUUUUCCAGUCUUCAUUGUUAAUAAUAUAAGCAUAAACUAUAGGAUAAUCAUCCCUGAAUCAUCACAAAUUCAAAAUUACUAGCAUCCAAAUUAAUGUAGAAAUGAAACCUCAUUUAAAAAAUGGGUGAUAGAUUGUUCCGGCAUUUGAUUGCGGAGAACCAUUUUGUAAGCACUAUCUAAAUCUAAAUUAAAAUACACUAUGCUAAUGCUGAAGAGGGCACUUGGGAUAUUUCCUGAAAGUUCUCUCAGUCUUAAUCUCUCUAUUGUUCUGUUUCUGUGUUUACAGUGUCUGUUUCUGUCUGUCUCUUUAACUCUCUCUCUCUAGUCUCAUGCGCACAUACACACAUAGAAAUAUGGGUUUAUUUAUAUCUACACGCAUAUAUCGUAUACAUGUGUCAUAAAGGUGUAAAGAAGACGGAGGGAAGUGGAUAAUGUGAGUGGUAUUUGGGAGGUAAAAUAAAUGGAUGUGCCGAUGGAUGGAUUGGCUAUUGGGAGUGAGAAGCAAGAGUUGUGAAGGAUGGCUUCUAGGUUUGGGCUUGCUUGGCUAGGUUUAUGGUAGUGUCGUUUGCUGAAACAGGGAAGGAACUAAGGGAAGGACAAAGUAUGAGGUGCCUUUAAAACACUCAAGACCAUUCCUGUCUGAAGCUGAGCGGGCUGGAGGUGAAUGUUUAGGAGUCAUCAGCAAAUGAAAGGUAAUUAAAGUUGUGGAAAGGGGAAAGAUUACUGAACCUUUGAAGCAUAAGUCAGUGGCAGAUUUGGGGACUGUAAAUCUGCAAGGAAGAUUGAAAAGGAGCAGCCUGAAAGUUAGAAGAAAACCUAGGUUUUCCUCCAGUAUGAGAAUUCCAGAAGCAAGAUCAGGGGAGAUUGAGAGGUCAAGUGAGAUUAAAAGAAUGUCACUGACUGGAGCACCGUGGUGGCUCAGUCAGUUAAGCAUCCGACUCUUUUUUGGCUCAGGCCGUUGAUCUCACCUGAGUCGGGCUCCGCACUGUCAGCGCGGAGCCCGCUUGGGAUUCUCGCGCUCUCCCUCUCUCUCUCUGCCCCUUCCCCCCACUGGCACGCACACUCACACUCUCUCGAAAUAAAUAAAUAAACUUAAAAACAAAAAUGUCAUCGGGUUUGGUGACAGAAGAGUAUCACUGGUGAUUUUGCAAGAGUUGUAUUUUCUUAAUGCAUUGCCCCGAUAUUUCUCCACCCCAAACCCUUCCUUGACGCUUCAGUUCAUAUUAAACAAAGUCUAUACAUUCUCACUUGGUGUUUGACAGCCUCAUGAUUUAACUGAAUUAUAAUUUUAGAGCCUUCUACCACCCGGCUUCAGAACACAUACCUGAAAGUCCAGCCAAGCUCCCUAACCCACCCGUCCUUAGCCAGUUGCUUUCCUGGGGUCUUUUGCUUCCUGCUCUUGUCUCCACUGUCACUGAAAUCUCACUGGUCCUUGGAGACCCAGGCCAAACAGUACCUUGUUCGUGUGUCCUUCCCUGUCACUGCCCACCAAAUAAAUGGGCUGUCGUCUGAACUUCUAGAUACUUUCUUUUCACAUCUCAGGUGGUAGAUACAGCUUACAAAUGAUCUUCGUUGUUGUUGUUUUUUUUUUAAUCUUUUUUUUUUUUUUUUUAAUGUUUUAUUUUUGAGAAACAGAGAGAGACAGAGUGUGAGUGGGGCAGGUCAGACAGAGAGGGAGACACAGAAUUCGAA